This is a messenger RNA of Urocitellus parryii (Arctic ground squirrel), 3183 nucleotides long. RefSeq names its product calpain 1 (gene Capn1). The record is from RefSeq and is a predicted model, not a curated record. Gene Ontology annotation, molecular function: calcium-dependent cysteine-type endopeptidase activity; calcium ion binding. Lineage: Eukaryota; Metazoa; Chordata; Mammalia; Rodentia; Sciuridae. Gene Ontology annotation, cellular component: cytoplasm. Gene Ontology annotation, biological process: proteolysis.
AACCCGAGCUGCUGCCCACGGUUAAAAAUACCCCCUGCCCUCCGGUCCCCUCUCCUCUCCCCUCCCCGCCCCCGCAGUGCCCUUCCGCCAGGGCCCAGCCCUUCCCACCCCGACAGGCGCGGGCCCUUCCCUGGGGACAACUCUGCCUUUUGCUAAUUUGUCCUCACGCGGAGUUGGCCCGGGCCUGCGGAGGGAGCGGCGGGGAGACACCAUGAGUAAGAGAUAGUCAAAGAAGGUGCCCGAGAGAUAAGGGAGAGCCGAGAGGAAGCGGGGAUGGCAGAGGAGAUCAUCACACCCGUGUACUGCACUGGGGUGUCAGCCCAGGUGCAGAAGCUACGGGCCAAGGAGCUGGGCCUGGGCCGCCAUGAGAACGCCAUCAAAUACCUGGGCCAGGAUUAUGAACAGCUGCGGGCCCGAUGCCUGCAGAGUGGGGCCCUGUUCCGAGAUGAGGCCUUCCCACCAGUGCCCCAGAGCCUGGGCUACAAGGAACUAGGUCCCAACUCCUCUAAGACCUAUGGCAUCAAGUGGAAGCGUCCCACGGAGAUGCUGUCAAAUCCGCAGUUCAUCGUGGAUGGAGCUACCCGCACAGACAUCUGCCAGGGAGCACUGGGGGACUGUUGGCUGCUGGCUGCCAUCGCCUCCCUCACCCUCAAUGACACCCUCCUGCACCGAGUGGUUCCUCAUGGCCAGAGCUUCCAGGAUGGCUAUGCGGGCAUCUUCCAUUUCCAGCUAUGGCAGUUUGGGGAGUGGGUGGAUGUGGUCGUGGAUGACCUGCUGCCCACCAAGGACGGGAAGCUGCUGUUUGUGCACUCUGCCCAAGGCAACGAGUUCUGGAGCGCCCUGCUGGAGAAGGCCUAUGCCAAGGUCAAUGGCAGCUAUGAGGCCCUGUCGGGGGGCAGCACCUCCGAGGGCUUUGAGGACUUCACAGGUGGGGUCACCGAGUGGUACGAGCUGCGCAAGGCACCCAGUGACCUCUACCAAAUCAUCCUCAAGGCGUUGGAGCGCGGCUCUCUGCUAGGCUGCUCCAUUGACAUCUCCAGUGUCCUGGACAUGGAGGCCAUCACCUUUAAGAAGCUGGUGAAGGGCCACGCAUACUCUGUGACUGGAGCCAAGCAGGUGAACUACCGGGGCCAGCCGGUGAGCCUGAUCCGGAUGCGGAACCCCUGGGGCGAGGUGGAGUGGACCGGAGCCUGGAGCGAUGGCUCCUCAGAGUGGAACAACGUGGACUCUUACGAACGGGAGCAGCUGCGGAUCAAGAUGGAGGAUGGGGAGUUCUGGAUGUCAUUCCGUGACUUCAUGCGCGAGUUUACCCGCCUGGAGAUCUGCAACCUCACGCCCGACGCGCUCAAGAGCAGGACGGUCCGCAACUGGAACACCACACUCUACGAGGGCACCUGGCGGCGGGGGAGCACKGCCGGGGGCUGCCGCAACUACCCAGCCACCUUCUGGGUGAACCCCCAGUUCAAGAUCCGGCUGGAGGAGGUGGACGACGAAGAUGAYUACGGGAGUCGCGAGUCGGGCUGCAGCUUCGUGCUGGCCCUCAUGCAGAAGCACCGGCGCCGGGAGCGCCGCUUCGGCCGCGACAUGGAGACCAUCGGCUUCGCGGUCUACGAGGUCCCUCCGGAGCUGGUGGGCCAGCCAGCUGUGCACUUGAAGCGCGACUUCUUCCUGGCCAACUCAUCCCGGGCGCGAUCGGAGCAGUUCAUCAACCUGCGGGAGGUCAGCACCCGCUUCCGCCUUCCACCYGGGGAGUACGUGGUGGUGCCAUCUACCUUUGAGCCCAAUAAGGAGGGCGACUUCGUGCUGCGCUUCUUCUCUGAGAAGAGGGCUGGGACAGAGGARCUGGACGACCAGAUCCAGGCUAACCUCCCUGAUGAGCAAAUGCUCUCAGAAGAGGAGAUCGAUGAGAACUUCAAGUCCCUCUUCAGGCAGCUGGCAGGGCAGGACCAGGAGAUCAGUGUCAGAGAGCUGCAGACCAUCCUCAACAGGAUCAUUAGCAAACACAAAGACCUUCGGACCAAGGGCUUCAGCCUGGAGUCGUGCCGCAGCAUGGUGAACCUCAUGGACCGCGACGGCAACGGGAAGCUGGGCCUGGUGGAGUUCAACAUCCUGUGGAACCGCAUCCGGAACUACCUGUCCAUCUUCCGGAAGUUUGACCUGGACAAGUCGGGCAGCAUGAGYGCCUACGAGAUGCGGAUGGCCAUCGAGUCUGCAGGCUUCAAGCUCAACAAAAAACUGUACGAGCUCAUCAUCACCCGGUACUCCGAGCCUGACCUGGCCGUGGACUUUGACAACUUCGUGUGCUGCCUGGUGCGACUGGAGACCAUGUUCCGGUUUUUCAAAACUCUGGACACAGAUCUGGAUGGAGUCGUGACCUUUGACCUGUUUAAGUGGUUACAGCUGACCAUGUUUGCAUGAGGCGGGGGCCCAGCGCCCUGCUGCUCCCUUCCACCCUCGUCUGUCAAGCCKCGUCUUCCGGGCCGGGUCUUCCCACCAUGCCACAGCAGGUCACGCCAGCCGCACAUGCCUUCCUUGGAGCAAGAAGGCGCCUUGGUCCUCUUGCCCCCUCCUCCCAGCCUCCACUGCUCACCAGCUCUGGGCCGAGCUGUGUGGCCCUCCCUCUGUCCCCAGCCAGGGGCUCACGAUGGACUCCCCUGGGCCCGCCAUUUCCCAUGGCCAAGCCAGGAGGGCAGCUUUCUGCUUAUUCCUGCCUCAGGGCUGGGUGGCCAGGGAGCCACGAUCCCAGACCCACUCCUCCAGCCCCACUCCUCCAGCAGCCUCMUGUGUCCCCUGUCUUCACUCCAGAGGCCACCCCCGGCCCCACCCGCCUGGCCUCACCUGCUGACUUUAUAACCACUAUCUCUGCAGCCUGCACCCCGGGUGUCAGGCAUGCAGGUCCCCUUCCUGCUGGGGGAGCCCCUGGGCUGGGAUCUCCUGUGCCUUCUGUGCAGAAGCCAAUGCCUGCAGCCCKCGCCUCCCAGCCCUGCCCACCAGGAGCCAGCCAGCCUGGAGGGUGGUCGGGCCUUCCCUCCUCCUCCUGUCCUUUUUUUAUAUUGACAAUUUUCAAGGGGACUCUUCAGGGACUGGGGGAUUGGUUAUGUGAUACAGAGGCACUGGGCGUGGGAUAGGGAGGUCCCAUGUUUGCACACAGAGGAACCCCAAAUAAUAAAGGAAAAGGCCCCA